AUGGUGCUGGAUAAGCGUUUAAUGAGUGCGUGGCGUGGGCAGCCCGGCAGCCUCGGCCGGGGCUUUGAGGCCUACCCGCAGUGCCCUCAGAGCCCGCUCCCGGCGGCUCCGGCCGGCUCCCGGCGGCUCCGGCCGGCUCCCGGCUCCGGCCGGCUCCCGGCGGCUCCGGCCGGCUCCCGCCCUCCUCCUGCCCUCCUCCCUUCGCUCCCGGCGGCUCCUGCCCUCCUCCCCUCGCUCCCGGCGGCUCCGGCCGGCUCCCGCCCUCCUCCGCUCCGUCCUCCCAUCCGUGCUCACCGCAGGACGGCCGGGCCCCGCGGGUGGCAGCGCCGCCGCGGCUCCCCGGGCAGGCUCCGCGCGGCCGGGCCUCCCGCAGCGCCGCUGCACAGCGGCAGCCUCGCCGCCUCGCACAGCACCGAGUGUGUUUUUGUCACGGCAGCCUCGCCGCCUCGCACAGCACCGACGGCAGCCUCGCCGCCUCGCACAGCACCGAGUGUGUUUUUGUCACAGCGGCAGCCUCGCCGCCUCGCACAGCACCGAGUGUGUUUUUGUCACCUGAAGGUGACCCCCAGACUUUCGGUUUCCGGCUGUUGCCGAGGCUGGGUCCUGUGGCGGCAGGGUUGUGCUGACAGCGUGGGGAAAGUCGGCUUGCGAGACGCGGAGUAA
Molecule: messenger RNA, 663 nt
Organism: Lonchura striata (white-rumped munia)
Lineage: Eukaryota; Metazoa; Chordata; Aves; Passeriformes; Estrildidae
Source: RefSeq, a predicted model, not a curated record